Entrophospora sp. SA101 is the source of this 312-nucleotide messenger RNA. The record is from the annotation of a GenBank genome assembly. NCBI's taxonomy places the organism in Eukaryota, Fungi, Glomeromycota, Glomeromycetes, Entrophosporales, Entrophosporaceae.
AUGUGCCAUACAGGUUGUGGUGGAGUAAAAAGUUGUUUUGAAUCAAACCUUGAACCUAAUCUAAUGAAAUGGUUGAGGGUAUUGUUUGGACAAGUAGCAAAACCCAUCGAUUUUGGUAAUAAUCUUGCAGUUCAAGACCAAUUUGUCAAAAAUAAUGUCGUGAAUCAAAUGGGAAACGUUAGUAAAAUCGAUUUUGUUAAAUAUGCUAAACAAACAAUACAGGUUCAUGGAUUUGUUUUUGAUUUAAAAAAUGGCUCAUUAUUAAAGGUUACAGCAAAUAAAACAUGGCUUUUUACUAAGUCUUUUCUUUAA